ACGACUUGGAAUAUUCUUUUAUUAGUUAGAUAUUAUAUACUGCUUGCAGAUAUUUCCAUAUUUUAGUCUACAUUAUAUCAACUAAAGGUUACAAUCGUUCGCAAUAAUCGUCACUUGUACGAGGAUUGAUUUUUUUUGCAGAUAUGUUCUACCUAUUGUUCCUGGCCUGCCUGGCCAUAGCAACGAGCCACACCUUUGAUACCAUUUAUUCGUGGCAGCAGGUUGAAUUCCAAUUUCCAAAUGACACCAUCCGAAACAAGUACAUAGCUUCCGGCGAUUAUAUCCCGGAAAAUAACAUGCCAUUAGGUUUGGCUGUUUGGCACAAAAAAAUGUUCGUCACGGUACCGCGGUGGAAGAAAGGUGUUUUAUCUAAUAUAAAUAGCUUUUCAAUGGACGAUGACAAGGACAGCCCAGUCCUCACACCAUAUCCUAAUUUUGAGGCAAAUAACAUUAAUUCACCCGAUGGCAUCGUAAGCAUAUUCCGUCUCAGGAUCGACCAAUGCGAUCGUAUGUGGGGUCUUGAUACAGGAGUAAACGAUAUUUUGGGGGACGGCGAAGUUGUGCGACCGAUGAGACUCACUGUUAUCGAUUUAAACACGAACAAGAUUAUACGUAGAUAUCCCUUGAAGAAUACGGAUAUAAAGCCGGACACUUUCAUUGCCGAUCUUGUGGUCGACGUAGCACCCGGACAAUGCGACAAAGCAUACGCGUAUAUGAGUGACUUGGGCGCAUAUGGCAUAGUGGUGUACAGCUGGGAAAAGAACGAUUCUUGGCGGAUUAGUCAUAACUUUUUCCAUUUCGAUCCGUUGAACGGUGAUUACAAUAUUAACGGCUAUAACUUCCAAUGGACUGAUGGCGUUUUUGGAAUGUCAUUGUCACCGAUUCAUGCUAAUGGAAGUAGAACGCUCUAUUUCCAUUCCAUGUCUGGUAUUACGGAAUUUUCUGUAUCUACGGAUAUUCUGCAGGACGAUACGUUGAACAAAUCAGGGGUCUACAGUAAUUUCCACAUUGUUGGUACCAAGGGACCAUUGACUCAAGGACCAUCUUCUAUUAUUGACCCGAAGACAUGCAUCAACUAUUUUACUCAAGUAAACAGAAAUGGUAUCGCGUGUUGGGAUACUACGGAGGAUUUAAAUCCGGAGACAUUCAAAUUGGUGGCACAGGACAACAGGACAUUAGUAUUUCCUCAGGAUAUAGUUAUCGAUGAUAAGUCUCGAAAAUUAUACGUGCUCUCUAAUAAUAUACAGAUAUUCAUGAACGGUAACUUCGAUCCAACGACGACAAACUUUUUCAUUACUUCGGCUGAUCUCAAGGCAUUGACAUUCGAGUGCGAAAAUCGCGGAGAAAGUAAUUGGGUCGUAAAGUUGUCUAAUAACGACACAAACGCGCGUCUUUUAUUUUUAUGACAUUUAAAAAAUGUCAGAAAAAAAGGAGAGUCGUCGUUAUGAGGUCUUCAAGACGUCUUUUGGACAUGCGUGCUGUCUGGGAUACUACAGCGAAAUCGUCAAAGUGGAAAAAGAUAUGAUAUAUUUAAUUAUGCAUAUAACACCGUAAAUAAUAAAUAAAGAUAAAC
Vollenhovia emeryi is the source of this 1573-nucleotide messenger RNA. It is a transcript of the gene Y-f, whose product is annotated as protein yellow-like. Bases 144 to 1406 code for a protein of 420 amino acids. Gene Ontology annotation, cellular component: extracellular region. The record is from RefSeq and is a predicted model, not a curated record. The transcript has 5 exons. NCBI's taxonomy places the organism in Eukaryota, Metazoa, Arthropoda, Insecta, Hymenoptera, Formicidae.